This is a messenger RNA of Paramecium sonneborni, 1693 nucleotides long. NCBI's taxonomy places the organism in Eukaryota, Ciliophora, Oligohymenophorea, Peniculida, Parameciidae. The record is from the annotation of a GenBank genome assembly.
AUGGGAAGUGGACUCUCCAAUAAUCAAAUCAAUAACUUUAGGUAUCCUCUAUUUUUAUAUUGUCUAGAAUGCUUUCUCUAUUUUAAGAGAAGUCUUUAGAAAUUGAUAAAGUAAAAGCUGACUAAAGUGAAUACAACAAUAAAUUAGAGGAUACAACCAUGGUGUCACAAAAGAAUAAACUCAAGUUAUAAACUAAUCUCAUUGAAAUGAUUCGUCAUUUACCUAAAAAACUUAAUGCAACUCCAAUGCGUGUUAGUGGAGUUAUUUCUAAAUCACCUACUAUAAAGAAACCAUUUAUUGAAUAUGCUUAAACAAAUUUAAUACAUCUUGUUCGAUCAACCUAAAAGAUGGAAGUCUCUAUAUAUUCAAUAUUUCUAGAAAGCUGAACUCUCUAUGGAAAAAUAUCUCAAUGUUAAAGAAUCAUAAAUCUUGAGUUCAUAAAGACUUAAACCUCGUAAAUCUUUAGCUGUUCAAAAUACUCUUGAAGUUGUCUAAACUUCACGUCUUGAAAAAAGCAUUAAUGUUGAAGGAAUGGCUUAAAUUAAUUAAUACACUGUUAUUGAAUCAUUAGGAUAAGGAGCAUUUGGAAAAGUUAAAAAAGCUUAGAAUUUUAAAGGAGAUAUAUUUGUAUAACUUAUUCAACUAUUUUCUAGGCUAUUAAAAUAGCAAACAAAAAAAAACUUAAAAAGAAACUUUUAUCUAAAUCCAAUGCGUAUACUAUGUUAGAAAGAGAAAUUGCUAUUAUGAAAAAAGUAUUAAUUCUUAUAAUAUAUUUUUAUCAUAGAUCUCUCAUGUUAAUGUUGUUUAAUUAUUUGAAGUCAUUGAUGAUCCAAAAUAAGAUAAAUUGUAUCUAGUCAUGGAAUUCAUGGGAAAAGGUAGUAUUCUUAGUAAAGGAUUUUUUAAAAAGAAUUAAAAAACAUCUAAUAUUUUGGAUGAAAUUGAUGAAAAAAAUAUCAAUUAUAAGUUAAAUGAAGAAUAAUGUAGACAUUACUUUAGUGAUUUCAUUAAAGGAUUAGAUUAUUGUAUUUUCAAUUUCAUUUUAUUAAGUACAUGAAUGCGUUAAUGUUAUACAUAGAGAUAUCAAACCUGAAAAUUUAUUAGUCAAUUCUUAAGAUCAAUUAAAAAUCGCAGAUUUUGGAGUAUCUCAUAUUAUGGAAGAUGGUUAAGAUGGAAGAAUAUCCAAUUAAACUGGAACUCAAGCUUACUUAGCCCCAGAAGUUUUCAAAGGUAUUAGAUAAUCAUUAUUUAGGAUAAAAUUUUGAUGGAAAACCAGUUGAUAUAUGGGCUGGAGGAGUUACUUUAUAUUAAAUGGUUUAUGGGAGAUUACCUUUUCCAAGUUAAAAAUCUCUAGAAUUAAGAUAAUAAAUUUUAGAAGACAAGUAAACUAAACUAUUAUUAUUUAAAAGUCCUCCCUAUCCUUAACCAACAGGAUUUCAUCCAUCAAUUCUUAAAUUGCUUUAAGGAAUGUUAGAAAAAAAUCCUGAAAAAAGAUAUAAAAUAGAUUAAAUUAUUUUAGAUGAUUGGUUGACUGAUUUUGGUAAAUAACCUUUAUAAAAUGAAUAUAUUCAAUAUGUUGAUGUCACUGAAAUGGAUAUCAAAUUUGCAUUAACUAGUCUAAAUAUAUAGAUGGCACUUAAAAUUGUGGUUAAACUUUUAUAUUUAUCAAAAAAAGCCAAAAAAAAAAUUGCUUUGA